AUGGCUGUGCCUCCCCAGUCGCAGGAGCAGCAUCAACAGCGGGGGCAGGGGCCGGCGGAGAGGCAGCAACAGCAGGCGGCGCCGAUGGAGAGCGAUCGGAGCGUCGCCGAGAUUCGGGCUCUGGAUUGCAAUCUCACCGCGCUUUGCGAGCACAUCCAGGUGGAAGGGUUCACCGCCGGGAUCUUUUCCGACGUUAUUGUCCAGGCCAUGGGUACCACUUACCAUCUCCACCGGCUCAUCCUCUCUCGAAGCUCCUAUUUCAGGUUCGCUUACCCUUCUCCAUCGGACGCCUCUCUCGAUCACUCUUGCUCCUCUGCCUGUCACUGUGGCUAGUUGCUUAUAUUCCUCAGUAAACGGAAAAUUAACGCCAAAUGAUUCACGCUGUGGUCAUCUGUGGCCAUUUGGCGCUGUUGGGCAGAAUCAGAGAAGGUACCUCAAUUUCAUUUUCAAAAGUCCUUGCAAACUCAUGUCUGUAUCUGGCAGGAACAUGCUUCAUGGACCUUGGAAAGAGGCUGGAGCCCCCACGCUGAACUUAAACAUUGACGACGACAAUGUCAGUUCAGAGGCAAUUACAAUGGCCUUGGCAUACUUGUACGGCCAUUAUCCCAAGCUCAAUGACAGAAAUGCUUUCCGUGUUCUAGCUGUUGCUUCCUAUCUCGACCUUCAGGUACCCAUUCGUCAAUAUCCAUCGAAGUAACUUAUAAUGCUGCGUCUUUAGAGGUUUUCGUUGUCAUAUCAUUCUCCUCACGCUGCAGGAUUUAUGUGGGAUUUGCACGGACUUCAUCAUUUCUGAGCUAUGGACUUCCAACUUUUUAGCAUAUCAGGUCGAACAUUUUGUCCACAGUAACCAUUAACUGCGUAAUGUCGGGCGAAUUCCCCUGAUCUUUAACAUUUAUCUCGUAUCCAGAUAUUCGCAGAGAGCCAAGAUUACGGUAUACAUGGAGAGCGUGUGAGAAAUGCCUGCUGGGGCUAUUUAUGCCAGUGUGGUACCAUGGAGCUGAGAGAGGUGUGAUCCACUAUUAUGGCAUCUUUUCUAAAUGCUUUCCUAAAGCCUUUUUAUCUCAUUCUAGAACUCUAUUGAAAAAUUUUCUCGUAUUUUUGAAGUUUAUUCUGUUUUUGACAUCUUGGCCCAAUGAGGUUCAUUCUCAGUUCAGGAGACACUUCUAAAUAAUCGCGUUCUUAUAAGCCUUUGUUUGUUGGCUCUCAAUAUUUUUUUCGAAUAUUUGAGUGCAAUAUUUAUAAUAGAAGCGCCUAUAUACGUCUGUCUCUUAAAGAUCAUAGAUCCACUACAAUCGGCCUAUAGCUGGAAUCGGGUGCUAUAGCCACUGAAUUAAACCUUUUUUAUUCAUGAACUUAAAUUUUCUUCGUUUCACUAACUGUGGGAUUGACAAAGAUAAUGGUGUGAUUGUUUUAUCAUAUUAUGAAAAAUCUAGCAUUCUAUUUUAACUUUAUGAACCAAAAUGUUUUCAUAUUUACUCUAAAUGAAAGUUGCCCAAACCUGCAAAGUUAGUGAUAAUUUUUAAGUGAUGUGACAACCGAACUGAUUCAUUUCACUGGCCAAUUUUCUUCCAAUGUUGUAUUUAAUCUAAUCCAGUGGAGUGUUUAAAAUAGUUGUAGAUCCAUGAUCCAUGAUGAGCCAGACGUUGGUAUUACCUUUUUGCUCCUGAAACCUUGUUGUAAUAUUUUCAGAAGCCGAGUACACUGGGGUUGUUCCUUUUUGGAUCAAGAGUUGGUCCGAAAUAAUGAUCUAGGACCAAACAGUAGGGCAUAGAAUCGCUGAUUUUAAUUAAAUAAAUAGGUCAGAUAUUUGAUUGAGAGCUGAUUUACCAUGGUUUGGUUUUGGAUUGAAUUCAAGUUCUAGGUAGUCCAUAAAGAGCAUGGUUCUGAGCUUGGUUCGUUUGAUAUAAUAUCUUUUAAUUGUUCAAAUUAGGACACAGACUAGACUGUUGUUUCAAGUUUAGGGAAGAAUACUAUAGAAAAAUAGGGAGUGAUUAAGAAUGAGACAAAGAAAAGUGGGCACUACAGGUCUUGAUGCUUUUGAGUGGCAGUGGCUAAUGUUUAGGGUAUAGGGGGGGGUGCAACGACAGUGGCUCUGUAAAUGGGUAACAUGGUGAGGUGAGUGGACAAGGGAGUCAUGGUUGGUUGGGGUGCUGGGGAAGAGGGGCACUUAAGAACUGGAUAGGGAGGGGUAGUGGAAACUGAAAAGGGAGAGGGAGUGCAAACUGGAGUUUUAAAAAACAGGAGGGGAAGGGAUUGGGAGGGAUUUAAUAUCAUUUGGUCGUGCUUUUCACCCUACACAUUAAUUUUUACUUGGGUAUGCUGACACUUCAUUUUAGUGGUUUUGUUUUCACGUUUCAGUUGUAUUUUACCUGGCCUGUCAAAUGCUUUUAUCUAUUUUUUCUUAUUUUCCUGUUCAUUUAAUCAGAAAAUAUUAUGACAAAAAUGUAUCUUGUGCCCGUUUCAUUCAUCCUACGACUGAAUAUGAUUUCGUGAUAACUAGGUGCUUCCUAGACUUUCUUCUCAGACGUUACAUGCUCUUCUGACAUCAGACGAACUUUGGGUGUCUAAUGAGGAGAAACGGUAUCUUAAGAGUGCUUUAUGUCAUCAUAUAUUCAAUCCUAUGGUUAUAUGGGAUUAUUCUGCGACGUUAUUGUUAUUUUAUUUCAGGUUUGAAUUGGCAUUGUAUACAUUGCUUGCAAGAGAUGCAUUUACUGAAGAAAAUAGCUCUGAGCUCAGCCACUCAGCAUGUGAACCAGGAUUAAGCAUGGGCGAUUCUUCUUCGUUGAAGGGAAAGAAGAUGGAUGACGGUAGGACUGGCAAACAACUUAUGGAAUCAGAAUUACAGUGCAUGAACUUACAGGACAAUGCCCUGGAGGGUUAUCAAGCUGGACAGAAUCUCCUGGUUGAUCUUUCAAAAUGUGUGAUGAACUAUGAAGCUAAUGCUCCUUCCUCCAUCUCAACACCUGUGGGACAGACACUGACAUCGCUAACUGGAUUGGACCCAAGAUACUCGUGCAAAGUCGAAAAUGUUGCUUCCCUGAAUAACUCUUUUUCAUGUUCUGAUGCAAUUAGCGUAUCUUGUUCUCAUACUGACAUACAUAAUUGUGCUGAAAGAAGCAGAAUAUCAGGCGACAUCUCAUUGAUUGAAGGUCCAUCAGAUGAUAACACACAUUGUCAAUUGGCAGAUGAUAUCUGGCUUUCCAGGGAACAAUCAAGAAAUUCCUCUUCAGUAAGCACAUCCUGCAGUGGAAGCACUCCUGAUUGGGGAAGAUCCGAUGUGCCUCCUCCAUGGGGUGAAAGAAAAAUUGGCCAGAGGCACGUCAAAUCAAUAAAGGGAAUCUCUGCUAUACAGGGUGAAGAAUAUGAAGCGUUUAGCAGCAUCUUUGAAGGGGGUUCCCUUUUAUACUCUCACAUGUCUUUUGAGGCACUUCUGAAUGUGAGAAAGCAACUUGAAGAGUUGGGCUUUCCUUGCAAAACUGUUAAUGACGGACUUUGGCUACAGGUUAGCCAUCAAAAGCUUCCUUAAAUCACCUAAUACAUUUUAGGCCAGGGGCUUCAACCAUACCUUUGUAAAUGUCUCCUGUCAACAACCUUUUUCUAGUUUACUGUAAUAGACAGGAUCCCUAAUGUAGCACUUGUGCUGAGAUUGCUUUUUUCUAUGCAGAUGCUUUUAAGCCACCGGGUACAAGAAAUUGCAGCUGAUACUUGCAUCACCUGUUGCCUUACAAUUACACAAUGUACAUGUCGGCAACCGUAUGGGUAUUCACAUGGAUGUAAUAGUGGGGGGUACUACAAGCAAGAGCAUAGCCGAAGUAAUGGACCUCAGACAAUGGGGAACGUGUACAUCACAGAUGCUCAAGGUGAAAGAAACGGGCUCUUUGGUCCUGUACGUGUUCAUGUAAGGGGUCCUAUUGAUGGACUUGCUGGUAUAGGCCGUGGAACCACAUUUGUUCCUGGAGCGGCUUGGCCCCCAACCCGACUGGUUUUUUCUCGUGUUCCUCUUGGAGUUGGCAACAGAAAUAGUCAUCAGUCGGUUGCCAAUGAUGAAUCAGAAGCCAGGGUUGAUGUAACGGGGGACCUCACUGGAGAUGGUUUAACAGCUUUGGUUGGGCUUAGUCGAGGAAGCAAUGCUCUUCCUGUUCAUGCAGAACAAUCAGAUGAAUAUGAAACUGAUCUGCAGAGAGGGUUAGGUGCAGCUCCUCCCUUUCCAACCACGAGUGGGAUCUCAAUGCAGAUGAUGGAACCUCAGGAGAAUGGUCUUGGGAUCGGUUGGGAAGAUUCAGAUGCUUCAUCUGUCUCAUGGGAUUUGAAAACAGCACUUCGCCACUUCCCACCAUUUCGCUUUGGGUAGCAUCUGCCUAUUACAAAUUACAUCUUAGUAUCGAACAUUUAUUUAAUUUUUUAUUCUAUAAUCAUUGAUCUCUGCAUGUUUAUUUGGUUGAUUUUCUCUGUUUUAUUGAUAUUGAAUAUUUUUCAUUUGGCAAUGAACUGAUAAUAUCGAUAUUAGUAUGAUUCUUUUCUCAUCUCGUGCUUUUUGAUGUGUUGCCUUGUCUGCCAAAGUGUAUACUGAUAUCCCUAUGUUGAGGGUAUCACAUCACUGUAAUAUUAUUUUUUGAACCUUGGUAUGUUACCAUAACGAUAAUGCUCUUCUUAGGCAUGUUUUUAAACUUGCAUAGUUUUUUUUUUCUUCCUCAUCUAUUACGAAAAUAAGUGUCAUAAAAAGAGUCUGGUCCGAUCGUCAGAUACUAAAACCCAGGGAUGUUUAAGUUCCAUCCAAGUGAUGCCAUAUUUUUAUCAGAGAAUAACGUAUAUUUUUAAUCUCGUUGGAGGUAAGCAUUAGCGUAUCAGAGGGGUUUCAUCUUGACUCAGAAACUUGGGAGAAGUGUCUGGAGGACUGAAGAGGAAAAUAAUAUUUUUGAAUUGUUAUUGGCCAAUUUUUUGUAUGUAAUGAACUUAAUGCUGCAAAUGUCUAGGCUGUUUUCCCUUCUGGGUUUAUUCCAUUUUUGUGCUGCCAGAGAUGAUUUUAUUUGAGCACAUUCUCUUAGGGGCGCGCUUAUUCAAUUAGAACGUGCAAUCAAAUGAUCAGGAUUGGUGUAAGAGAUUGGGAUGUUUCUGGCUGGUCUGGCUAUAUGGGCGGUGCAAGUGCUGUAUCUGCUAAAAUGCAAACUGGGAUAAAUCAUACAGCAUAGAGUCCUAAUGGUCUUUGUGGGUUGGGUGGACUAUUCUGAAGAAGAUGUUAAAUCCCUUGCAUCUCCCUUAUCGUGUCACUCCAACGAUUUACAUCUAAUAUCUGGUUUGGAAAAAGAGCACCAAAUGUGCGGUACUGUCAUUGUUUGCUUCCUAGCACAUUUUAUAUAAAUCUCGAUUGCCCUGUUGAAAAUUUUGAGUGAAGUAUAGAUUAUUUCGCAUAGGAUCAAAACAUGGCUACUUGAAAGUUUAUUCUAAGGAAAGAAAAAUAUUUGAACAAAGGAAUGCGUGGCCAAGAGUUGGGAAGAGACUCUUUUCGAUUCGUUGGAAAAGAUGGAACAUUACGUCAACAAAACAUCAAAUUUUAUUCCAUUAUAAAUAACGUUGAUGCAUUGAGGUAAAGAAAACCAAGGAAUUGGAAGAGGAAAUCCAUUUUUUUUUGGAGAAAGUCAUUGUUUCUUUCAAGGGUAGAUAGGAAAUUGUGAGUUGUAAGUACAUCUUUGUUCCAGACUGGCGGAGGGACAUGAUGAAUGUUGAAUAUUGAUUUUCUCUUGGAAUAUCAGAAAAAUAAGUAAAAAGGCUAAGAUAAGAGCUGUCCGAAACGGCAUGUGUUGUUGCGAAUUGCUUACGAGUAAUGAAGGAUCAAAGAUCGUAUUCAACAUUUAUUGAUAUAUUGCCGGGGGAGAUGAGGAAUAUGGAAUAUGGAUUUUCUCUUGGAAUAUCAAAAGGGUAAAUAACAAGGGAAAGAUAAGGGCUGCCAGAGAUAACAUAAGUGCUGCUACGAUUUGCUUACAAGGGAUGAAGGGCCAAGGUUUGGAUCAUUGAUUCAUAUACCUCUUGGCGCCUGGUGCUAGGUAAAUAUGCUGAAUCUCACAAAAAAAGGCAGAUAAUCGUGGGAAUGAAAUGGGUUGUCAAAGUGAAUGGAGGUUGAAACAUUUACUUCGAUUCAGAGAAGCUAAUUGCAGGCCUAAACGGACCUUGCAAUCAGUGUGAGGAUCAUGUGACACUGUCUUUGCGAGGCUUCCCUUCCCUACAUAGUUUUUCAAUACCUUUUUGAGGAAGUCUCUUCAUCCGCAGAGCAGCUUAUGGAGAAAAAGCCUCCAGAUGGCUUUUAACUUAAUUAUGCUGCUUGGACCUUAUGAAAUCUCCCACCAGAUUAUUCACAUACAUCGUUAAUUCGAGUUAAACUGCGGACAUUUUAGGUAGUUUUCAUGCAAUAGAGAAGAUAAUUGGACGAACGGGAAUGAUUUUGAAGUAACACUAUUGCGCAUAUUAAAUACUUAUGACGUAUUUUUUUAUUUCGUAUGACAAUAUCCCGCGUAGUUCGUUAAUAUUUUUCUUGCAUUCAUAUUUUCUCAUCAUUUAUAUCUCCUCCUUUCCAUUUUAUGGUUCUCAGGGUAGAAUUUGAGGAUGUACAUCGACUAGCUGAUGGGCAAGUGAAGCACUCUCCAGAGGCUUUCUAUGCAGGUUCUUUAUGGAAGGUUUGACAUGCUAUUCAAGCUUUCACAUCUCAUGUUGGUGCCAUAUUUCGACCGAAUUCAACUCCUACGAUCUCAACUACUUAACCGUUUUUGUGCUGUAGGUUAGUGUUCAGGCAUUCAAUAAUGAAUACCCUCAAGGACGUCGGACCCUAGGUAGGUUCAACCACUUCCAAGCUGCAUCACCAUGAAGCAGUGAUGUCCGUUUCCGUUAUAAUCAUAUCCUCUAUAAAAUGGAAAGAUUGGGUAUUUUAUUUCUUUUUUGGUACGUGAAUUUUUUUUAUUAGGUCUUUUUCUCCACCGACGCAAAGCAGAGGCAACAGAGUCCCUGAAGAAGGUAAUUUUUCCUGAAUUAGUACAGAACUAUGGAGAUAAUAUGACAAAACCCUAUCUUCUUCUGCUGCUUCUUUUACUUUCAUCUUAAUUUUUUUUUUUUUGACAGGUUCAUAUGUAUGUAGAUUCACGGGAGAAAGUCACUGCUCGUUAUCAGGUACAAUUAUCUGUGAUAAGAUCACAUUCCUCGUUAGGGGUUAGAUCAUGCCCUUCCAAACAGAUUGAUUAGAUAACUGUACCUGAUAACUAGCUGCCAUAUAUGGUUGAACUGUCUUAUUCUUUAGUUAUCAGCAUAACCUUGGAACCCAAAAUAGUAAAAAAAAUAAACUGGGCUUCAUGCUUACCUGGCACGGUAGCACCGCCAUUAUCUUGUCCACUUUAAUUUUUUUUAAAAAAAUAUAAAGUUAAAUAUUACCCAUCACUGACGCCUCUGCUCUCCAGCUUAUCUGUCCUUCAAAGAGGGAAGUGAUGGUUUUUGGGAGCUUCAAAGACUCUGGGACAUUACUCCCCAAGGCCCCAAAGGGCUGGGGAUGGCGCACAGCCCUGCUAUUUGACGAGCUCCCAGAUCUCCUCCAGGGCGGGGCGCUGCGUGUCGUGGCCGUCGUCCAGCUAGUUUGA
Molecule: messenger RNA, 7616 nt
Organism: Spirodela intermedia
Lineage: Eukaryota; Viridiplantae; Streptophyta; Magnoliopsida; Alismatales; Araceae
Source: the annotation of a GenBank genome assembly